AUCGCGAUAUCCGCAAAUUAUGAUUAUACAUGGCGCACGUUUGAAGAGGAGUUGGUAUUAGUUGGAGUCGUUUCACUACAGAUGAGCACCCAGCCGUGUCAUGAUAUUUUGAGUCUUACAGGGCAUUGAAGAGAUCGCAAUGUGGCCUGUCAACCAAUGGCAAGGGCAUGGACAAUGGGGCAUGCAAGCCCAGCAGCAAUACCAAGCAAAUGCGGCCACCGACUGGGCAGCCUUGGCACAAGAAUGGAUCCGACAGAAAGAAUCAACAGGACCUCCAACGUCUCAUCCCCCUGCAGAAGUGGAGCACCCUCCCUUACCCACGCAGGUCCCUCCAUCAGUACCAGCCCCACCUCUGGAUAAUGUAGGCAACAAAGAAGGUGGAGAUGGCAUGAUGCACCUGCUACCACCCCCACCCCCACCUCCACCCCCAAAGAGCAUGGCAGCAGACCAACAACACCCCCCUCACUUACCCCCUACAAGUGCACCUAUGGCCUGGGACUGGAAUCACCAAAAACCUAGCACACAUUGGCAUCAGCAACAGCAGGAGCAGGAGCAGCAGCAGCAGCAGAAUUUCUCCACACCACCACCGCCACCACCCCCUGGCCCACCCCUGGGUCCUCCCCAGGGUCAACCCCCGCCGAUGGUCGCCCCUCAGAGGUUUGACUACGCCCAUGGUGCGGGUAACAGUAGCUCGUUAAAGAGGUUUGAUCACCAUGGUGAUGAAGGGAGAGGUUUAGCCCCUCCUCCUUUCCACCACCAUUCCUCUAUUCCUGCCGAGAGAUUUGACUAUAAUCAUGGUGGGCAAAGCAAUGAGUACCAACCCCAGAAUUAUCAACAGGGAUACGCCCCAAGCCAACAGCACUGGCACCCCCAGGGAGGCCCUCGUGACGAUUUCUACCAGCAUGACAUGAACAUGGGUGGUCGGGAGCAGCACCCUCACACCGACCACCACCAUCCAGAGCGCUACCACGGUAGGGGCAGGGAUACUGGUAAAGGAUACUCCGACUAUCGCACCAUGGACUAUACCUCCCAGCCUCCAUUCUCGCACUACCCACCAGAUGUAGAGGAGGAGGAGCCGACGCCUGCCCUCGAUGAGCAGAAAAUCAAGCUUUUGCCUGCUUGGAUAAGAGAAGGCCUGGAGAAGAUGGAUAAAGAAAAACAGAAGAAGUUGGAGAAAGAAAAAAAGGAAAAAGAGAGACGAGAACGCUUGGAAGCUAACAAGAAGGCCGAGAACGACAUCAUCAAUGAAGCGAGAAUCGCAGCCGGUCUUCCGCCAAAGUCCAAAUACGACGAUAGUGAUGAGGAAGGAAGAGGGGAUGAGAAAGAUGAGGAUGGAUUGAAAAGUAAGAGAAUGGAAGAGGAAGGAGAGGAGGAGGCAUCGACCAAGGGACGCCAGCCUCAAGUUGUUGAGGAGGAAGAGGAGGAAGAAGAGCCUUACAUGACUGAGGAAGAAAAACAACAGCAGCUGAUGAUGAAGAUCAGGAAAUGGAUGACAGAGAUCCUUCUCGAGGUGACGUGUAAUGAGAUCAAAGUUAUUGCUUCCGAAGUUCAUAGAAAAGCUAAGCUAAGAGCAGCCAAAGCACCAGCUCGACAGCUUUCUAAUUCCACUGCUUUGGCUUCCAUUACUGGCCUGUCUGGUCUGACAUCAUACGCCUCCGACAGCGAGAACGAAUCUGAGAGUGGGAACGAGGGAGAAACCAAGGAGGAAGAAUCGGACAGCGAGGAUAGCGAUCUUGAGUUACAGAGGAGCAUACGGACGAAAAAAGAACAAUGGAGACGGAAAAAACACGAAAACAUGUUUGCGACGUCUGACGCUGAAAGUGAUCAGGAACAUGGAGACGACAGAGAAACAUCAAAGGAGGAUUCUGCCGACCAGAAGCCCGUCUUCAAACGACCCGAAAGCGACGAUAAAGGGGAUGAUCAAGUAGAAAAUGACAGGAAGUCAGGCAGUGGGAAGGGGGUGAAAGAUGAGAGUAAAAAAGAAACUACCGGAGAAAAGAAAAGAACUGGGAGGUGGGAUCAGAAAGUGAAGGCAGCGGUUAAACCUGAAGCGGAAAGCUCGAGCUCAGAGAACAGCGAUAGCAGUAGUAGUGACAGUAGCAGUAGUAGUGGCAGUGAUGAGAGCAGCGAGGACUCAUCUGAGGAUGAGAAGGAGAGGGUCAAGAGGAAAAAGAGCGAUAAGAGCAGAAGCAGAGAGGGAAAGACUGACGAGAAGAAGAGAGAGAAGGAAGAAGAUAGAGAGGGUGAUCGGGAAUCAAGAAGGGAGAAGGAGAGGAGAAAGAAAACGGAUAGAGAAAGGGGUAAGAACCGUAGUAGGGAUAAGGAGAAGGAUAGGGAUCGAGAUCGGGACAGGGAGAGUAGGAGACACAGAAGCCAGGAAAGGAGCAAGAAUCAUGAUGAUACGAAAGAUAGGAGGAAAAGUAGAAAGGACAAAGAUCCAGAAAAGAGCAAAGAAAAACGAAAGAAAAGUAGAGAAAGGGAUGAGGGGAAAAGUAGAGAGAAUCGGAAUAGUCAGGAGAGGAAAAGGGAAAGGAGUGCUGAUAGGGAUAGAAAGAAGAGGCGUGACAGGGACGAUGACUCUAAACACGGUCGAGAGAGUAAACAUAGCCAUAGUUCUAGGGAUAGGGAGGAUAGAGAACAUGGGAAGAGGAGGCAUAGAGAUAGGGACAGGUCUAGGAGUUCCGAAAGUGAAUACUCCAGCUCGAGGGAUUCCAAACGCAGGAGAUCUAGGACUCCCAACGAUUCCAAAUCAAAACGGGACUCGUCACGUCAUAAAGAUCGCUCUUCCAGUAAACGGCACAAGGACAAACACUCACGGGAUUCAUCAGACGAUGAGGGAAGCGACCACUCACGGGAUCGUCGUAGCAGUACGCGGAAGAAAUCCUCAAGGCGCCGUUCAAGGUCAACAUCGGAAGAAUCCCAGCACAGGCGAUCAAGGAAAAAGCGUCAUAGAGAGGCAAGUGAGGAUUCGUCUGAUUCGAGAGCCGACUCUUUAGAGCGGUCUCACGGAAGCAGGUCCGGUAAGGUGUCGAGUCGCAAACGAAGGUCUAGAUCAACGUCAAGGUCUUCAAGACGUUGAUCGAAAUCAUGAAAUAGACAUUAACUUCCAAGUAAGUACAUCAGGGGGGUGUUUCACAAAGACAUACGUGUGUCUUAAAGUCAUGCUUACAUGAUGUGCAACAUGCAAUCUUAUUGGAUGAUAUGCAGUAUUGCGCGCCUCUAGGCAUGAUUGGACCAAUGAUGAAAUGCAGUUUAGACCGAAUUUCAAAAAUAUUUCAGUGCGACACUUUCAUCUUUGUGAAACAUCUCCCAGGAUGUAAAGUUGAUGAUGUAGCGAUGUACCGAUAAAGUUAUUUUUUUAGUUUGAGGGCAACUGGUAUGAUCUUUCCUGUAAAUUUCAACACAAUUUAGUACUCUCUUUAUCAGAAUGGCAUAAGGCAAAAGGGAGUGCAAAAAUGUUUCUUUUUACGCUUUAACGCUUAAUUUACCUCAUAUUGCAAAAAAUUUGUCCAAUGCUGAUGUGUGCUUUUGUCACAGUGCACCAAAUUGACGUCUGUUGCAAUCGCUUUAGUAGCACGCUGUUUUAUUCACAAGUCCAUUGUUUUGAAGAGUGGACUCCUUAAUUCAAAACAGUGUACUAAACCUUGCGUGCGGCGCACUAUCACCAAAGCAUGCAUCAGUAUUAGACAUUUUUCAUUAUCCAUGGUAUACCUGUAGUUAAAAUAAGCGUAAUUUGUACAUGAAAUCUUCAACCAACAAUUUAAAGAGACCUUUGUGAAUUCGGGCCUAAAUGAUUAGAUGAUUGAAUAAACUGUUUAUCAGCCGAUCUGAUGUAACAAAGUGCAAAAAGUUGACUAUAGUAGAAAGUAGACCAUCGGGCAUUAGUCUAAAAUACAAUGGCCUGUAGUAUGAGGUUCUAUGACACAGGGGCCGCGGAACCGGGGGGGGGGGUCUUUGGAAAAAACGUAAUAAUGACCAUAUGAUUGUGAUUUUUAGCAUGGUCAGCCCCCCUACUUUGAAAACCGUUCCGCGGCCCCUGUGACAUUUGCUCUGGCGAUAAUUCCUCUGCUGCAAGUUCCACAUUAAUUUAUGGCAUGACCAACUUCAACCCUGGAUUUAACACUAUACCCUAUCCUAAACCUAAC
Messenger RNA from Lytechinus variegatus (green sea urchin), 4145 nucleotides. RefSeq names its product arginine/serine-rich protein PNISR-like. The record is from RefSeq and is a predicted model, not a curated record. The coding region runs from base 140 to 3079 and encodes 979 amino acids. The transcript is spliced from 13 exons. NCBI's taxonomy places the organism in Eukaryota, Metazoa, Echinodermata, Echinoidea, Temnopleuroida, Toxopneustidae. Gene Ontology annotation, molecular function: RNA binding. Gene Ontology annotation, cellular component: nuclear speck; presynaptic active zone.